Molecule: messenger RNA, 546 nt
Organism: Momordica charantia (bitter melon)
Lineage: Eukaryota; Viridiplantae; Streptophyta; Magnoliopsida; Cucurbitales; Cucurbitaceae
Product: BON1-associated protein 2
Biological process (GO): defense response
Source: RefSeq, a predicted model, not a curated record
AUGUCGCGGACUGUUGAGAUCACCGUAAUGUCAGCGGAAGACUUACGAAUCGACAGGAAGCCAGUGAAGAAGGCGACAUUCGCCACCGUGAAAUUCGAUCGCGGCGGAGGAACGGAAAUUGACGAACAAGGCGGCAGAUGUCUGGUGUUGGACAUGCCGGAGGAUGCAAUGUUCUUGACGAUCGAGGUGCAUUGCGGAUCUUCUUCGAAGAACAGGAUCGUCGGAACUGUGAAUGUUCCGGUGUUGGAUUUUCUCGGACGAUUCAAGCCGGAAAAUUAUUUGCAUCUACUGAGUUAUAGGUUGAGAGAUGGAAACGGUGAACGGAAUGGAAUCAUUAACAUUUCGCUGAGGGUUAAGGUACCGGAAUCGGAAUCGGCGAUAACUUCACAAGCAAUAGUUGGAGUUCCGGUGGCGGAGACGGCGAGAUUCGGUCGGAAUUGUGGCGGCGGCGUCGUGAUCGGAGUUCCUCUUUGGAAUGCUUACUCUUAUAAAUCCUGAUGGAAUUAAUUUUCAGAUGAAAUUGAAUUCAAGGAAUUCCUCGUGGAA